GCAUCGCAAAAAAAAACAAACAAGUUUGAUCAGAAUCGUCGAACGUAUCUGAUGCGAAUGCAUUUUAAUUUAACAAAAAAAAAGCAAUCGAAUAAUAUUGUGGUUUAUUGUGUGCAUUGUGUGUUACGUAUAGCAAAGUUCAUCAAUUUCAUUGCAUUGUUAAAAAGUGAAUGCAUUUAUUUGUGAAGUUCGUAAAGUGUAGUUUGGAAAAUAAAUUGGAACAACAGCCAACAGGAAAAGAGAAAAUUUACAGCUGCGAAAAAAAUAUUUGGGUAGCAGCCGUGUGAAAAAAAUACAAAACAAAUGCCCUUAGAAGAAAAUGAAAGUUACGCGAGAAUGGCGAUCAAUUGAAUGCGAAGACAGGUUCCUUCAAGAAAUGAUAAUUUAAGGACGUUCUCAAAGUAAUAAUCAAAUUACCACAAAAAAUAAAACAAGUGCGUUCGAGGGGGAGGAAUGUGUUCACCGACUGUGCUGCAGGGUUGCUGCUCCCAAUGGCGUACCUGGAUCCGGCCAUUUCUGACCGCCGUGUACGUCUUGUUUGUGAUCAUCGUAGUGCCGCUGCUGAUCGUCAACUCUGUCAAAGAUGGCUUCUCCCGGAAAGAUCAGCUCAUUCUCAUCGGAGGGCUGUUUGUCCUUUCGGCCAUACCCAUUUCUAUACGGCAAAUUACACAACAUAUUGUACAUUUUACGAAGCCAAUCCUGCAGAAACCCAUCGUCAGAAUACUUUGGAUGGUGCCCAUUUAUGCCCUCAAUGCGUGGUUAUGUCUGCUGUACCCCCAGCAUGCCAUCUACAUGGACAGUAUUCGCGAGUGCUAUGAAGCUUACGUGAUCUACAACUUUAUGAAGUAUUUACUCAACUAUCUCAACCUAGAGAUGGAUCUCGAGCGAAUGUUGGAGUACAAGCCACCGGUGAAGCACUUCUUCCCACUGUGCUGCAUGUCUCCGUGGCCCACCGGCCGCGAAUUUGUGCACAACUGCAAGCACGGAAUCCUGCAGUAUACGGUGGUGCGACCGAUCACGACGUUUGUGGCCUACAUUUGUGAGGUGAACGGUGUUUAUGGAGAGGGUCUUUUUGAGACCGAUGUAGCAUUUCCGUACAUUUUGUUCAUCAACAAUUGUUCGCAAUUCAUUGCCAUGUACUGCCUGGUGCUGUUCUACAGAGCCAAUAGUGACGAGUUAAGACCGAUGAAACCGAUUCCAAAAUUUCUCUGCAUCAAGGCGGUGGUAUUCUUUUCUUUUUUCCAAGGUGUAGUCAUCAAUAUCUUGGUGUAUUUCCGCUUUAUCAACAACAUUUUCGGCUCGGAAGAGAACGAUGAUCCUCGUUUGCUGUCAUCGAAGUUGCAGAACUUCCUAAUCUGCAUAGAAAUGUUCCUUGCUGCGUUAGCGCAUCACUACAGUUUCUCGCAUAAGCCUUAUGAACGGAACAUUCCUGUUGGAUCCUUAGGAGUGGGAAUCGGGGGCAGUAUCAACGGAGGCAGCAAUGGAUCGUGGUACAAUGCUCUACUGAAUAUGCUGGACAUAUCAGACGUCCACCAGGACGUGAGUGAGCAUCUCGGUGUGGUAGGCAGUUCGUUAAGCAGACGAUUACGCGGCAGAACGACGUAUCAUAUGCCAAGGGGUGGCUCUGGAAUCUGUGAUAACAUGGGAGGGGGAUCCGAGCGGCAAUAUUUGGUGCCUCCGGCAGGUAGUUCUAAUAACAUUAGCGGAAAUAACUGCUAUCAGAGUGGACUGAGCAACUCCGGUAAUCAGCUGUAUUCCAACAUUCCUAAAUCAGCGCAAAACCAUUAUGGUGCACUGGAGAGUGGAAUAAGCAUUGUAAGGAAAAAGUCUGGCAAUGAAUUGGAUGCUCCUAACGAGGGUGCUCCCAAGGUGCCGAACAUAUUCAACCAAUUUCGGAAUUCCAAAAAUCUUGAUCUCACGUUGGGAAAGAGUCCCAGUCUUGACAAUUUGAACUCGAUCAAAAGCGAAACGACCACUUCGAGUAGCUCGAACCAGAAAGCUUUAGCGACCAAUAGUAGCACCCUUAGCGGACGGACGGCGGUAACCAGUACAACGAACAAUACGACAACUUCGACGUCGGAAGUGAACCUACGGAAAUCGGAGAGCAGUAACAGCGAUUGGCUUAGCACUCCUGACGAGGAUCUGGGUAUCGACGUAAAGGGUUUGAGUAAGGAUCGUAUCAACUACAAUCCAGAUUGGAAAGCAUAGGCGUGAAACAUUGUGAACGAAUAAUCUCGUACUGCGAUCAAGCUGGCCAAGCUUCAAAUAGACUAAUUCAUGUGGAGUCAGAUGAUUGGAGGAUCUUGAGUGUGCUUUGUGUGUGCGUGUUUUUUUGUAUAACUCAGAUGAAAUUACUUAUGUAUGAUAUUUACACUGUUAUAUUAUUUACAUAUGCUAGGUUAUUUAUCCAAAACAAAAAUAUUAUUUUUCGAUAUCAGACGUUCCAAAAUUUACUCAUGAGCCUAUAGUUCGAAGAAGAAGGUCGAAACAUGAAUUGAGAAUAUUUUGAUGUGUAUCUUAAAAAGAAGAGCAUUGUUCAAACACUGAUGGAACUCGGUGUUCGAUGGUAUUAUUAAGAUAAUACAUAUUGUAUAAAGAAGCGGUUGUUGCACGUGAUUUCUGAAAAUCUUAUUGCUCUUAUCCACAUUGCAUUGAUGCCUACGUUAAUAAUUGUAUGGAUAACAAGUUGACCCGGCAGAAGUUGUCCUGCAUAGUAGGGGAAAAAGGGCGCAUGCAAAGUUUCCACACGAAUCUUAACUUUAGGUUUUCACGAUUUACUGAACUUUACUCGUGAUUUUCGCAUGAGAAAAUAUCAUAUAAACUCGUUGGAGAUAAUAAGGAACCCAUCUGCUGUAGGAAUGAAGAAAAUCCAUCCAGCAGUUUCCGAGUUAUGUGGAUACGAACACAGACCAACUUAUUUUUAUUACAUAGAGAAAAAGAAAAUAGAAGAAAAAGAAGACAGAAUAAAACUUCAGUUUAAUUUUUAUGUGCGAUGGUGUAAAGGUGUCACGUUUUUCGGACCAUAAAAAGCGUCUUUUUGUGCUGUAUAGAAGAGAUAAAUUGACCAUCAUAUGCAACAAACGAUCAGAAUGAUCAAUAGCAGCCUUUCUUUGAAGCGUCAAAGCGAAACUCAUAAUUACCAAACACUAAUUACUAAUGUGCAUGCGCCGUAUUCUAGUUCACGUCCGAAUAUGUUGCAUUUGAAAACGAAAGAUAAAUGGUGUUCUCGUGUUUGCUAGCAAUGUGGAAUGGGGAAAUAUUCGGACGCAUCGUAUUCGAAAUAAAGGAUAGUACUCAUCGUUUUGACCUUCACUCGAUCUCACAUUAGGACUUUUAUGUUACCUGUCUUUAAGUUAGUUAACCGAAAAAUUACUAUCGACUUAUUUAAAACAAGAAUGCAACAUAUGUAAAGCAAUCAAAUUAAUAUAUUAUAUGAUGCGUAA
Molecule: messenger RNA, 3443 nt
Organism: Armigeres subalbatus
Lineage: Eukaryota; Metazoa; Arthropoda; Insecta; Diptera; Culicidae
Product: transmembrane protein 184C
Exons: 5
Coding region: 454-2208 (584 amino acids)
Biological process (GO): transport
Cellular component (GO): membrane
Molecular function (GO): transporter activity
Source: RefSeq, a predicted model, not a curated record